AUGUUCAACGCCCUCAAUCGCUUCAUAUCAAGGCUGGACGGUGAUGCGCCGGCGCACCAACAUAGCCGCGGCGGCGAGUACGGAUUCCAGGUCCUGCGCAACACAAACCUCGAGCUCCUUAUUGAGCCGUGGUACGACUUCAUAGUCGGGAUCAACGGGCGCGCUCUCGACAACCCGAGCCCCAAUCUCUUCUCGCAAGAGGUGCGCAACUGCGCUGGCGGGACUGUAACACUCGGUUUAUGGAACGCAAAGGGCCAAAGGACACGGGAAAUGCAUAUUGCCGUCCCCCACGAUACCGCAUCUCUCGGUCUCUCCCUCCAGUGGACUCCCAUCUCUAUAGCCGCCAACAUUUGGCACGUCCUCGACGUUGCCGGAAACUCUCCCGCGGACCAGGCUGGGCUCCUUCCCUACAGCGACUACAUUCUCGGCAGCCCCGAAGGCAUUCUCCACGGUGAAAGCGGCCUGAGCGAGCUUGUCGAAGACCACAUUGCCCGGCCGCUGCGUCUUUACGUCUACAACAACGAAUACGAUGUAACAAGGGAGGUGACGAUCCAGCCCAGCAGGGAUUGGGGUGGUGAGGGAGCCCUCGGAUGUGUCCUCGGCUACGGAGCCCUUCACAGAUUGCCUGCACCCCUCAGCGAGCCCGUCUCCGCCCCCGGCACAACCAUGUUUGACGGGGAUACUCCACCCGCCAAUUCAUCUUUCGUGCCUGCGUUUGCUCCCGCGCCACCCUCUUCGGCCCCUCCUCCGGCUGGAGGCAACUUCCUCGUUCCUGCCGACAUCACUAGCGGGCCCCCACGGGUGGCCUCCGCGAGGCAAGAAGAAGGAGAAGCAUGGCCACCGCCUACCGAUCAACCUAAUGGACGACUACUUGAAAGAAGAAGAGCAGAAGAGCAGGGAGCUAGACAGACCGAGUGGCCGGUCCACGCCUCUCAACAGCCUCCCUCCUCCUCCAAAGGGUGGGCCGCCACGGGCGGAUGCGAAGCCCGCGAGUCCAGAGGCGGAGAGCACUUCGUAGAAGAUGCGGGGAAGGCGUACUCGGUUUAUCUCUAG
Parascedosporium putredinis is the source of this 1053-nucleotide messenger RNA. NCBI's taxonomy places the organism in Eukaryota, Fungi, Ascomycota, Sordariomycetes, Microascales, Microascaceae. The record is from the annotation of a GenBank genome assembly.